AUGAAGCGUUCAAUAUUCAUUCUGCUGGCGUUAAUCGCGAUCGAUGCAUCUUUGAGUGAAUUGAUAUCACCUCCACGACUAGUAAAGCAACCACCGAAGGAUGAAUUACUUUUUCAAGUAGUCCGACCUGAUAAAGAUCAUAAGCCAUUUGUUAUUGAAUGUGAAGCCGAAGGAUACCCUGCUCCUGUAUACAAAUGGACUAAAAAUGGAAAACUUUUCAAAUCAUUUCCAUCUGAUGGCAGUGGUAAUCUAGAAAUUUCUACUCCGCAAGAUGAUGAUGAGGGACAGUACCAGUGUUACGCAGUAAAUGAGGCUGGAAUAGCGACAUCCAAUUCAGUAUUCGUAAGGAAAGUAGAGUUGAAUCAGUUUCAGGGGACUGAAAUAAAAACAGUGACUGUUAAUGAAGGUGAUUCAUUUUAUCUGACUUGUACUGCACCUGAGGGUUGGCCGAAGCCAAUUAUUUAUUGGAUACUUCAAGACUACCAGGGUAGCAUUAAGUCUAUUAAUAAUUCCCGCAUAACCAUCGAUCCAAAAGGAACUUUGUGGUUCAGUAAUGUUACCCAAGAAGACUUAUCCAAAGACUUUUACUACAGGUGUAUGACUAUGCUUCCAUUUCUUAUUGAAUUCAAGCUUGGCACCAGAAUUAUGUUGAACGUUGUACCUACGGAAUCUUCAGACAGCCAAAAUAAGCGUGAGCCAAUAAUACAGUAUGUAACUAAUCAAAGUGAAGUUGCUUACCGUGGGAAGACCGCUGAAUUAUUUUGCAUCUUCAGUGGUACACCUCUGCCAGAAGUUACAUGGAGCAAAGAUGGUAAAGCUAUAAAAACCUCAGACCGUUUAAGUUAUCGUAACUAUGGGAAGUCAUUGAGAAUGAAAAAUAUUGAUUUUAACGACGAAGGUGUUUAUACUUGUGAAGCAUCAAAUGAUGUUGGGCGCAUCGCUUCUUAUUCAAUUAAUUUGAAAAUUAUGUCAGAACCUUUUUUUACUGUUGAACCAAAAAUAGUAAACGCUGAAGAAGGUGAAGACGUAAAGUUUCAUUGCGAAGCUCAUGGUGAACCCAAGCCAGAUAUUAAAUGGACUUACAAUGGUAAUCCUAUUUUAGAAGCACCCUACAAUCCUAGACGUGAAGUUACUAAAAAUUCAAUUCUUAUAAGAGAUGUAAAUAUUUAUGACAUUGCUAAUUACGGAUGCAAUGCGACUAAUACCAUUGGAUACAUUUACAAAGAUGUAUAUAUCAACGUAUCGGCAGCAAAAGAUGAAACAUCUCAACCACCUAUAGAGUAUACUGGCGGUGUCGAGACAGGAGAAAAUUAA
Messenger RNA from Cotesia congregata, 1314 nucleotides. The record is from the annotation of a GenBank genome assembly. Lineage: Eukaryota; Metazoa; Arthropoda; Insecta; Hymenoptera; Braconidae.